Molecule: messenger RNA, 3136 nt
Organism: Gordionus sp. m RMFG-2023
Lineage: Eukaryota; Metazoa; Nematomorpha; Gordioida; Chordodea; Parachordodidae
Product: vacuolar protein sorting-associated protein 52 homolog
Exons: 18
Coding region: 4-2091 (695 amino acids)
Biological process (GO): Golgi to vacuole transport; retrograde transport, endosome to Golgi; lysosomal transport
Cellular component (GO): GARP complex
Molecular function (GO): syntaxin binding
Source: RefSeq, a predicted model, not a curated record
CAUAUGGAAAAAUUGAAAGAAUCAUCGACAAAUAACUUUUAUGAUUUCCCUGAAAAUUUGCUUAACACCACCUUGAAAGAUGAGAAAGAUUUGCGCUUAUAUUCAAAAGAUAUUGAAAAGGAAUUAAAUUUGUUAGAAAAUGAUUCUUUACAGCAAUAUAUUAAACAUGGUUCAUCUUUCUUACAAUCAUACAAAGAAAUAUCAGAAUGUGAUGAGACAUUAGCAAGCAUUCAAAGUAUGCUUGAAAAUUUUCAAAAUAAUCUAGAAAAAAUAUGUUCUGAAAUACAGGAUUUACAAUCUCAAUCUCAACAUAUGAAAAUUAAAUUAAAAAAUAGACAGGAUGCUAAAUGUGAACUUAGUCAAUUAGUUGAUGAAAUUAUAAUAUCUGAGGAUGUAAUCAACACUAUAAUGGAUAUUGAUGUAAGUGAGCCUGUGUUUCAAGAAAGCCUACAUGAAUUACAUCAUAAGCUCAAUUUCUUGCAGAAACAAUGUUACGAAGAAGGAGAAGAUACCAAGGCAUUUCAAGACAUUAAGCAAAUAUUGGAGAAAUUAAAAAUAAGAGCCAUUUCAAAGAUCAAAGACUUUUUGUUGAAAAAAAUAUAUUCCUUUCGUAAACCUAUGACUAAUUAUCAAGUUCCUCAGAGUUAUUUACUCAAAUACAGAUUUUUUUACGAGUUUUUGAUGCACAAUGAUCGCCACACCGCCAUUCAGAUCAAGGAGGAAUACGUGGAUACUCUCAACAAAAUUUUAUACGCUUAUUUUAAAGAUUAUUAUGUUAAAUUGAUCAAAUUACAAUAUGAAGAAGUUCCUACCAAGGAUGAUUUGAUUGGGGAAAUCGAAACUAAUAAGAAAAGUAUAUUUAAUAAGUCAUUAUCCAUGAAAGAUAGCAAAUCUAAUAACGCCCUAUUUACCUUGGGGAAAAGGGCAGAAAUUUUGGGCUCCCAAGAAAUUUUACAACCUAUAAUCGUGCCACAUAUUGCUUCACAACAAAAUAAAAAGUACGGUUUUGAGCACAUAUUUAGGAGCAUAAAUUAUGCCGUUUUGGAGAACGGAUGCAGGGAAGCUAUUUUCCUGUCCGAUUUUUUCUUGGUGUCCUCCAAACAUUCUCUCCUUCUUUUCAACGCUAUAUGGGGAAAAGUUUUGAAUUAUCUGCUGAAAAGUUUAGACACCUAUACAGCCACAUGCUACGAUUCCAUAGGUCUGCUGCUAUGUAUACAUUUAGUAUAUAGAUUCUACGAUAUCGAACAUAAGCGCGAUAUGAGUUUUCUUGCGCCCUAUUGGUACUCGGUCCUUGAAGCCCUUAAUUCUCGAUUUAUCAAAGUAUUUGAGAUGAAUAUAAAUAGUAUGAAGGAAAUCGAUGUAUCUAAAUUGCAAGGCUUUGAUUUGAGACCGCAUUAUAUAACACGGCGAUUCGCCGAAUUCGCUUCAUCGAUUUUAUCGGUCAAUCAGUCCUUUUCACUCUCUCCAUUAGAUGAGGAUGGGCCAAGCUUAACUAGUUCCGGUCCCGAUAAUAAUCACAUUACACGUCAGCUUACCAAUGAGCUAAGGGAUUUGCUUCUCAAAAUGGCUUCCUCAUUUUACUCUCGCAAAGAGCGUCUUGUAUUUUUAUUGAAUAAUUAUGAUCUGGCGUACACCAUCAUAUGGGAAAACUUGAAACGUGAAAGUUGUUGCGAGACUCUGAAAAGCUCCCUCGCUUCAUGGAUGGAUGAAUUUGCCGAAGAAAUCCUAUCUCCUUACUUUGGUGGAAUGAUAUCUUUGGUUCGGGAGAUUGAGUCAUCUGCUGAUGAUCCUCAAGUCGUUUGGGAACGACUGAAGGCUAAAACAAAUUUGAUAAGAGCCAUCAUCAAAUUUUUUAACGAGGAUCGUUCGAAAGCUAUCGAAGCCAUGAAUAGCGAAAUCAUGCAAUCUUUUACCAAUUUUAAAAAUGGAACCAACGUUUUACAGGUUGUAUUAUCCAAAUUGAUACAAUAUUACCAUCGGUUUUGUAAAAUUUUAAACCAUCCAGUGCUAAAGAAUGUCGAGGGAAGGAGCGAAUUGAUCAACACACAUAAUUUGAUGGUUGAAAUGAAGAAAUAUAAAACUAAUUUUUGAUAACAAAGGAAUGAUAUGUGAUGGAUUUAAUUUUGUUGAUAUAAAUAAUAUUAUAGUAUAAUUAUGAAGAUCUAAUUAAUAAUUAAUAUCAAUUGUUUUAUCUUAAUAUACUUUUUUUAUUGGGAUAUAAAACAAGACAUUUAAAACGCUAAAUCGAGAAAACAUUAAUAAAUAAAAAAGAAGUGUUAUUAGGAUCUCUCUCAUUGUUAAUAACGAUAUUAUCUCUACCCCGUCUCCCUAUCUAAGCAGAAAUAUGAAAAUCAAAAUAAGAAAAAAAAGAAAUUCAAAUCAAAAUUCCCCUUGCCCCACCCAUUUUAUUCAAAUAAUUAUAGUGUUUACACAACUCCCUACACCCUGAUUAACCAAUGUCAUUACUUGUUUUUAUGUUUCAGUUAAACGCAUCGAACUUUUCAAAAAAAUUUCUUUCUUUCGUUCUUACAUACAAUUUAAAAAAAAAAAAUUAAAUUCAGGAGAUAAGGAAAUAUUUUGUAUUAAUUUUCAUAUCAUACUUUUAUAAUAAGUAUCAUGAUCCUAUAAUUUAUUACUGAAUAUUUAAAUGGGAUGGAAAGAACUAUUAUGUAGGUUUCCCCACACAUUUUAUUGGAAGUCUUUAGGUACAAUUAUAGGCUUGCUAUGUUAUACUUUUAUAAAAAUAAUUUUGGGUUUUCAUUUAUUUUUUAUAAAUAUUCAUAUUUUUGAUUAUUUUAAAAAAAUUAUUUUUUUUUUCAAAUUAUUGUUUAUAUCGAUAUAUUGUAUACAUUUUUUGGAGAGAAUGGGGAGACCUAUGCACCGCCGGCUCACGCCGGUGGCGCUGGCAAUUUUAUUGCAAUUUUAACACCGGGCCACCGAUUGAGAUGAGCGGCGCUGCCAGGCUCACCAUCGAUUUUUUUAUGGCGACGGCGUGCGUGCAUAAUUUUUAGAAUUGCUAUUUAAUUAUUUAUAUAUUCAAUUUGAAUAUUAACAUAAAUAUAAUUAAAAUUUGAAUUUUAUUCUAUUGGCAUAUAAUAAAGUAAUGUAUAUCAUUUUCAUACAUCAUAUCUCAAAA